UCCCCGUGAUUCGGAACUGGCAGUGUGAUUCGGAACUGACCUAUGAACACGGUUAUGGAAAAUGCAAAGGCCGGUGAUAUUUACCCCGAUUUUCAAAUAAUUUUUGUUAUUUUUCAUUUUAGUAACUUCUGAUCUUCUCACAAGACGAUUAAAACCUACAGUAUCUUCGUGGAUUAUACCGCUAGCAAUCGUUAAUGAAAAUGUGAUCCGGAACUAGGCAAACAACUGUACCUUAUUUCGUGCUUUCGGCGCACUACAUUUACCGCUUGCCGGGAAAAUCAUUAAUAACUUUAAAUAGGUCUACAUAAAACAUUUUGAAUUGAACAAAAAUCAUAAAUCGGUAAUUGUGACGCAGUAGCAUACAAACAAUUACUGGGUAUAAUCAUUGAGUAUGUAAGUACGCUAAUAUCGAACGAGACACAUGUACGUCUCACACAUUUUUUUGAGAGCUCGAAAUGGAUUGGUGUUCAUGUUACCUAUGUUUUGAUUGGAUAAUGGGCUGAGUAUAUAAACUCUUCUCGCAUCUGUAUCGUUCUUGUUUGCUAUAUUACGUGGAGAGCUCAAAGGUGGCGGGAAAUAAUAUUUAUAUAGCCUAAAGGAAAAUAUUGCAUGAUGAGCAGUCCCGUAGCCAAUGGUUGUGGUGACCACACAGAUCUUCAGGCAGAAAUUGCCAUUGAUGACCCCGAAAUGUUUGACUUGAUUAAACAGGAAAAGGACCGCCAAAUGAGAGGUCUUGAACUAAUUGCCUCUGAGAAUUUUGCAAGCAAAGCAGUUCUCCAGUGUUUAGGAUCUUGUCUUACCAACAAAUACUCGGAGGGUCAGCCUGGCCAAAGGUACUAUGGAGGAAAUGAAAUUAUUGACAAGGUGGAGUUGCUGUGUCAGAAGCGGGCAUUGCAGGCUUUUGGAUUAUCACCAGAUAAGUGGGGAGUCAAUGUCCAGCCCCUCUCUGGAUCCCCAGCCAAUUUCGCUGUCUACACAGGUGUUGUGGGGCCUCACGGAAGAAUCAUGGGUCUCCAUCUCCCUGAUGGAGGACAUCUCAGCCAUGGGUUUAUGACACCCACAAAGAAGAUAUCUGCCACAUCAUUGUAUUUUGAGUCGUUCCCAUACAGAGUUUCUCCAAAGACAGGACUGAUUGACUACGACCAGCUUCAUGAGAAUGCGAAACUCUUCCUUCCUAAUAUGAUUAUUGCAGGAGUGAGCUGUUACUCAAGGCACUUGGACUACAAACGAUUCCGAGAGAUAGCUGAUGAAAAUGGAGCAUAUGUGCUUGCAGAUAUGGCCCAUGUUAGUGGUCUUGUUGCUGCAGGAAUUGGUCCAAGCCCAUUUGAACACUGUGAUAUUGUUACCACAACAACACACAAAACCCUCAGAGGACCCAGAUCAGGGAUGAUUUUCUACAGGAAAGGUGUUCGAAGAGUUAAGAAUGGAAAGGAAGAAAUGUAUGAUUUAGAGAAAAGAAUCAACGAGGCAGUGUUCCCAGGACUUCAAGGAGGCCCUCAUAAUCAUCAAAUUGCUGGUGUUGCUGUUGCAUUACAACAAGCAAUGAAGCCAGAAUUUAAAGCUUAUCAACAACAGGUCGUCAAGAAUGCCCAGGCCAUGUGUCAAGCCUUCAUCUCAAAAGGAUACACUAUUGUGUCAGGUGGAACAGACAACCAUCUGAUCCUGGUUGAUCUGAGACCCAAUGGCAUGGACGGUGCCCGAGCUGAACGAGUUUUGGAAUGUGCCAGUAUUGCUUUGAAUAAAAAUACCUGCCCAGGGGAUAAGAGUGCACUCAAACCAAGUGGGCUCCGAAUAGGGGCUCCUGCUCUAACAUCCAGAAAUUUCCAAGAGAAAGAUUUUGAGCGUGUUGUUGAGUUUAUACACAAAGGUCUUGAAAUAACCAAAGAGGCAAUGCAAAAUUGUGGUCCAUUGCUUAAGGAUUUUAAAGCCAAGCUGGUGGAAGAUCAAGUGAUAAAAAGCAAGAUUGACAAUCUACGAGCAGAGGUUGAAAGCUUUGCCCUCCAAUUCCCCAUGCCUGGAAUAGACAACUGGUAAAAUUGAUUCAAGAAAGCUGUUACAGGGAUUGUAUUUAUCUCACAGGUCUACAAAUCCGCGGAAUAUAUGCUUUAAAUGAAUUAACCAUAACAUUAGUGGCAAAUAUUGUGGAAUAUCUGCAUAUUGUAAUAACAUUUUAUGUGAUUCAACUUGGGGAAAUUAUACUGUGCAUUUGACUAUUGGAGCUGUCUCACAAUUUCUUUGAUGUUCAUACUUCAUGUUUUUCGUUCUACUUUGGUAUCCAUGUAUCAUCAUGUGACUGAUUAUACUGAAUCAUGUGUUAAUAAAGUUAUUAUUAUGAA
Molecule: messenger RNA, 2336 nt
Organism: Ostrea edulis (European flat oyster)
Lineage: Eukaryota; Metazoa; Mollusca; Bivalvia; Ostreida; Ostreidae
Product: serine hydroxymethyltransferase-like
Exons: 8
Coding region: 610-2034 (474 amino acids)
Biological process (GO): purine nucleobase biosynthetic process; folic acid metabolic process; tetrahydrofolate interconversion
Cellular component (GO): cytoplasm; nucleus; cytosol
Molecular function (GO): serine binding; pyridoxal phosphate binding; glycine hydroxymethyltransferase activity
Source: RefSeq, a predicted model, not a curated record